Fundulus heteroclitus (mummichog) is the source of this 3114-nucleotide messenger RNA. RefSeq names its product component of oligomeric golgi complex 1 (gene cog1). The transcript is spliced from 15 exons. NCBI's taxonomy places the organism in Eukaryota, Metazoa, Chordata, Actinopteri, Cyprinodontiformes, Fundulidae. The record is from RefSeq and is a predicted model, not a curated record. Gene Ontology annotation, biological process: intra-Golgi vesicle-mediated transport. Gene Ontology annotation, cellular component: COG complex; Golgi apparatus. The coding region runs from base 71 to 3040 and encodes 989 amino acids.
GGAAGCAGGAAGUGAAGCCCCGCUGUUUCCGGGUUGACUUUUCUACAUCAGCUGAACUCGGUCCGGGGGAAUGAUGGCCGGGGACCCUGUGCUGUCUCUCCGGGUCUCGGACAUCAAGGACCCGACGGCUCUCUUCGAGCGUUACAGCACCGAGGAGAUCCGCCGGAUCGAACGGAAGGUCCGCGGAGAGAUCGAGCAGAAGAAGGAGGAGCUGAGGCAGAUGGUCGGGGAGCGGUACCGGGACCUGAUCGACGCCGCCGACACCAUCGGGGAGAUGCGCCAGCGCUCCGAGAGCGUGGUGGAGUCCAUCCAGGACAUGCAGCAGUACUGCCACACGCUGAAGCAGGGCAGGAACGGCAUGGGGGGAACCAGGCAGGAGAACCAGAACCAGGGGCAGUGGCAGGAGAAGUUCUAUACCAUGGCUUCCCAGAUCAAGCUCCUCCUGGAAAUCCCAGAGCGCAUCUGGAGCGCUAUGGAGGCCUCCCAGUACCUCCAAGCCACCCAGCUGUACCUGCUGUGCUGCCACCUGCACGGUCAGCUGCAGCUGGAGGCAGCAGCCGGGGGGCUCUACAGCCCCGUCCUCGCCCGCUUCCCCAUCCUGGUCCGGCAGGUCGCCACCACCGGACACUUCAGGUCGACCAUUCUCCUGGACAGUAGGUCUCUGCUGCGUGGACGGGCCGUGUCUGACCAAGCUAUCGCUGAGGCCCUGGUGUCCACCAUGCUGCUAGAGGACAGCUCGCCACGCCAGGCCCUGGCUGACUUCCUGUUGGCAAGGAAAGCCUCCAUCCAUCAGCUGCUGAACCAGCCUCAACAUGGUGCAGGGAUCAAGGCUCAGGUGUGUAGCCUGGUGGAGCUGCUGGUCACUACGCUCUUCCAGGCCUAUGCAGUCUUCUACAUGCCUCCUGAGGGGGUGCCCAGACCGGGAGAGGGAGUCCUGAGCUGUGGGAUGCUCUUCUCCACCCUGGAGAACGUAACGUCUUCUACUGCUACUGGUAAAGGCAGGAAGGUGCUGCAGGAGGAGUGGAGUACAGGCAGCUGGUUCAGGCACCUGCCUCCGUCCAUCAGUGAGUUUCAGCCCACCCUUCGCACCCUGGCUCAGCCCAUCCAGACGGAGCAGCUCCGGGACACCCUGCAGCAGUGGAUCAACACCUGCAAACAGGACAUCUGUCACGGUGUUGGCACUCUUCUGGUCUACGUGAAGAGCCUGAAGGGUCUGGGGGCCAUUAGAGAUGCAGUGUGGGACCUUUUAUCCACAGACUCCAUCAGUCAGCACUGGGGUAACGUGUGUCAGCAGCUCCUGGGGCGCCCCCUGGCGGUGUGGGAGGACUUCUUGCAACAGCUCUUCCUUCAGCGCCUGCAGACCAUUACCAAAGAGGAAACAGAAGCCAUCGCAGCAAUCUCAGUGCAGCUCCUAACCUCAGCUGUGAGGGACAUGGAGGACCAAACCAUCCAGUCCUCCUCGGGUAGCAACCCCGUCCCCAGUCGUGUCGCUCAGUAUGAGGUAGACGUGGCCUCGUUUCUGUGGUCCGAGUCCCCAGCGGACCUGCCGAGUGAUGCAGCCUGGAUCAAUGUGGCCCAGCGGGGCCAGCAGCAGCAGCAGCAGCAGAGGAGUGGCCUGGCCAUGAAGACGCAGGCACUGACGCCCUGUGUUCAGAACUUCUGCUCCUCUUUGGAUGCAAAGCUUAAAGCCAGGCUGGAUGACCUCCAGCACUAUCUUCCCUCUGAAGACACAGGAUCCCGCCCCAUCUCAGCCACGCCGUCUUCCUCAGGACCUCCUGACUCUUCCUCUUCGUUUCAUCGUUACACGGACGCCCCAGCGGUGGAGGAAGCUCUGCGUGACGGCUGUGUGAGCUGUGUUCGCCACAUCCUGUCCUCCAUCCGCUCCCAGCUGGACUCUGCUCCCACCUGCCUCAGCGCUGUCCUCUUCAUGGCCAGGUUGUGCCAGUCCGUGGGCGAGCUCUGCCCCAGCCUGAAGCACUGCAUCCUGGGAAGGCAGAGCACAGGGGACGCCGCGGCGAAGGGGACCCCCAGGCAGGGCAAGAAGCUGGGCAAAUCCAAGGCUGCCGCAGAGGUCAGCCCAGAGCAGGCCAAGUGGGCGGGGCUGAAGGAGGAGCUUCUUGGCUGCAGCAUGGAAGCUUACCGCAUCUGGAGCUCCGCCCUUGCCAAAGGGCUGGUGGCAACGUUUGGCGCGGCUUUGCUGGCAGAGUCUGCUGGUGCAGUCCUGACGACCGCAACAAGCUGGGAGGAUCUGGAGAUCCAAGAAGAGUCUGAAUCAGGGAACAGCGUCACAUCUAAAAUCCGUCUUCCAGUUCAGCCAUCUUGGUUCGUGCAGUCUCUGCUGUUCCAGCUUUGCGUGGAGGUGAACAGGGUGGGGGGCCAUGCCCUUCCCCGGCCCACCUUGCAGGAACUUCUUCAGGCCUGUCUUGUCCAAGCUCUGCAUCACUACGACAUGCUCACAGAACAAACACGGGACAGGGAGGGCGUCCUCCCUAUUACUCAGAACCGAGCCUUGCAGUUGUUGUUUGACCUUCGUUACCUCAAUACCACACUGAGUGGCAGACUGGAGGAGGGCAAGACAUCUAGAUCCCAGCAAGAUCCAAGAUUCCAUAAGAUCUGUGAUUGGCUGGAAAGCUUCAUUGACCCCUUUGACCUGGAUGUGUUUACACCUCCACUGAACGCCAAUCUCAACCGGCUGUCCCAGAGGACCUCGGUGCUGCUUGGCCUGCUGACUGGUUCAGAGAAGCAGUUUGCCCCACGGAGCAGCACUGGGAGCUCCCAGGAACCGUACAACAUUCUGCCACUGGCCAGCAGUCAGAUCAGGUUCGGGUUAUUGCCUCUCAGCAUGUCAAAUGCUCGGAAAUCCAAGUCCUCCUCCAGGGGCUCAGAAGUUUCUCCAAACCUGGCCCCUCAGUCCUCUGCAGCAGGAAGUGAUGACACGUUCCGGCCGGGCAGUCUCUUCAGACAGCUCGCUGAUCAGGAGGAUGACACAACAUCGCCUUCCCUCUUCAAGCUCAGCUGGCUGUCCGGCAUGGCCAAAUAACCCUUUAUUGCUUUUUAUGUUAGUGUUUGGGAUUUGUAAUGAAAACAAACUGUACAGUAAAUCAUCCUCUGACA